Salmo salar (Atlantic salmon) is the source of this 2681-nucleotide messenger RNA. The record is from RefSeq and is a predicted model, not a curated record. NCBI's taxonomy places the organism in Eukaryota, Metazoa, Chordata, Actinopteri, Salmoniformes, Salmonidae.
UUACAAUGAAUUGACAAUGCAAACUCAGCUAUUAAACUACUCAUAUUCAUUCUAACAAUUCCGUUGUCAAUUUACAGCGCCCGAAUCAGGAUGAAGUAGUGAGACAGAACAACUCCGCGACUUCUACAAUACUCUCAAACUCGGAACAGACACCUGUUUCAGACAGGCACGCGACAAUGUAUCGGUCCACAAAAGGAGCCUCAAAGGCUCGGAGGGAUCAAAUCAACGCAGAGAUUCGGAACAUCAAGGAACUGUUGCCCAUUUCCGAUUCGGACAAAGCUCGACUCUCCUACCUACACAUCAUGUCCCUUGCCUGCAUGUACACCCGAAAGUCUGUAUUCUUCUCUCAAGCCGCUCUUCAAGACGAGACCACGGACGUAAUGUUGUUUCAGGAGCUGUCAGGGCUGAUGCACGAACUGUUCGGUUUCAUGAUACUCCUAACGAGCGAUGGAAAACUUCUGUAUCUAUCAGACAACGUCGCAGACCACCUCGGGCAUUGCAUGGUGGACCUGGUUGCCCAGAGUGAUAGUGUGUAUGAUAUCAUUGAUCCUAUGGACCACUUUGUCAUAAGGAGCAACCUUGUUCCUCCUUUUUCUCCUCCUACAGACAAGUUAUUUCGAUGUCGCUUCAAUACUACAAAGUUCAUCCGGCGACAGGGUGCGGAGAACAAGUUGAUGCUGGUCAGAGCUCGUUGCCUCACCCCACCGUGCCCUGUCUCUGCAUACUGGACCUCCAACCCAGUAUGGGUGUGUUUCUGUACCCCUCUGAAGACAAAAACGCCUUACCUUACAAUCGCCAAGAGUGCCCCCCUCACCCCACCCCCUGAGCAGUCCUUCCUACUGGCUUGUUUCCACUCUCAACACCACAGGGACAUGAGGCUUUGGGAUGCCCAGGACAGUGUGAGUGUGUACCUGGGCUACGAUGUGGAGUUUCUACGCUCUCGCUCCUGGUACAGCCUGGUCCAUCCCAGGGAUCUCUCCCAUGCCUCUACACAGCACUGUCUCCUAUUGAGUGAAGGAGAGGGGAGGCAGGUGGACAUGGUGGUGCAGGUGGAGGCAGCAGACCACUCAUGGGUCUGGCUCUAUAUGGUCCUCCAGCUGAACAUCGACGAAAACCCCAUCAGCUGCCACAACUACAUCAUCAGUGAGUCAGAGGCAUGUUCAAUACGCCAGCAGAGCUCUUGUGAGGAGCCCAUGCAGCCAGUUGGUUAUGGUCCUCGGUCUAGCCUGUCGUCUCUGGAUGAAGAGAACUUCCCCCAGGCACAUGGAGGACAACUCCAGUGGGAACCAAAGACCAGCCUUCUCUCUGUUGGACCAACCACUGUGUACCCUCCUGCCUCACUGACGGACACUAAGUCUGAUGUUCUGACUCAAAGAAUUCCCUCUCAUCUAACCAAUAUGUCAGAAGCCCUCCCCUCCUCCCUCAUUAAGCCCCUCGCCCCUCUUACUAUGCCCCACCCUCAACAGAUUGGGGAGUGUGCAUGCACUCCCCCGUAUACCCCUCAUCUUGCUAGUGGAAGUUUUCCUUUUGUGGAGAAACUGCAACUCAGUUUUGAUCCUUUCAAUGCAGCUGUGUCCUGCCCAGUGGCUCAUGAGGUUAUUAACUCAGCACAUAGUGCACCAGCCUUCUCCCAGGUCCUCUCUUCCGAGCAUCCUCAGGUACUCUUCCCGGCAGAGCCCCAUGGAAAGCUGCCCCCCACCACCAAUAGUUUUGUGGGAGAUGAAUGCUCCAUCAUGGGCCUGCCACAGAUUAGUGGUCCCUUGUAUGUGGAUGUUCCCCACAGGCCCUUCCAUGGCCCUCUGAAUGAGCUCCUCCUAACUCCAGAGGCUUCCCCCACACAUCCUCCCUGCUCCUUCUUCUCCACAGAGAAAGAGCAGGAGCGAGAGAGGGAGGACAUUUCUCUCUUGGCUAAAUAUAUUAGCUCUUUAGCUGAGGGAUUCUAUUGUGACCCUCUUCUACCCAGAGUAACCCCACCCACCUUCUCAUCUUCACCCAGUCUUCAGGCCACAUCCCAGAAUCCCUCUCCUCCUUGCGGAGCCGAGUGUCCGCCCUGGAGGGGGCUAGACCCGCCCCUUAGCCGAGAGGAUAUCUCUCUGUAUGAGGAGAGUAUGGCUCUAGAGAGCCUAAUUGAGGAGCUCUCAACUUUCCCUUUGUCCCCCUCUUCAUGCUCCUCUCCUCCCUCUUCCUCCUUUAAGUCCUUCCCUCCAUGCUGGCCACUCAUCCCAGUGAGCAGGUGUAAGCCCAGCCUCUUCAAGGGUGAAUCUUCAAUUGGUGUAAACCACUUCUGUAGCGUCCAGUCGACGCAGUGUAACUACUUGGCAGUGGGUGGAGCUAUGAUGGCCGUCGGGGCAGGGAUUAAGAGAGACAUGGAGGAGUCAUCUGAGAGUGAGAUGGAUACGGACGUGUCAGUGGAGCCUCUAUUGUCACUACCAUCGUCAGCCAUCGCUCUCACAGCCUUUCAGGAGUGUGCCCCUGCCUUUGUCCAUCCGGCUCCCACCAUCGGUUUGCCCCAUGCCCAGUCCCUUCUGGAGGAACUGGAUACCAUGGAAUCUGUGUUUGAGGCAGAUGCCUCUUUCAACCCGUCUCGGGGUGACAACCUGAGUUGUAUCAACUCCCACUCAACCAUACAUUCACAAAGCUUCCACCAAGAUGGAAACCUGCGUGACCCUCUUCUAAAAUAA